UAUGACUAAAAAGUAUAACACAUUUGUCAAUGAUCAAUCCCUUUAGGUGCAACUAUGUGCAAGUGCAUAAUUUUAUUCUUACUAGUUAUUGGUACCGGAAAUAUAUCUGCCGGGCCUUUGUAUCCUGCUAUGAAGAUAUUGAAGAACGUUAGUUCGUACACCAGUAUACCACCUGGUGCAUCAACAAACCUUGUAGAAGGAAACUGCACAGACGUCCAACCACCAGACGUCGGAUAUGCGAUAGAUGUGUUGGAAAAUUAUCCAUAUAACGUCAGUGCUACGGUAAUAUUUUUUAAGCUACGCCCACCAAAGAUAUAUUGCGUUACAGCAUACUCUUUGGAUUCUGAUCCGCAUUCCAUUGCUUACAUUGGAAAAGGAGGAUUGAACUACGACCAUGUCAGCGUUGAACUACGUGCUACUAAUCCACACUAUGGUUUUAAGUAUAAUAUUACUGUUUACUUGACAGAUACUCUUGCAAAUAUCUUGUAAAUAUUUUGAAAUCCAAUAUAUAAUUCUAAAACA
This is a messenger RNA of Acanthoscelides obtectus, 522 nucleotides long. Lineage: Eukaryota; Metazoa; Arthropoda; Insecta; Coleoptera; Chrysomelidae. The record is from the annotation of a GenBank genome assembly.